AUGGAUUACGCACUUACGGCCCUCGACGCAGCAAAAUACAUCCAUGGUCUCAUUGAGAAGCAUUCAAAGAACAGGAAGACGCUUAUGGAUGUAUCGCUCCGCCUGGUGGACGACAUACAAUGUCUUGAAGACAUUCGAGAUUCGUGUGGUAUAGGUGACUCGAUACCGGAGUUAGACGAGGAGAUAGCUGCUUAUCAGAACGAUCUAAACGAGCUCUUAGACGAUUGUCGGAAGCUAUUUGAAGAGAAACCGGGAUUCCGCAGAAAGGUAAAACACUUCUACAAGACAAGGAUAAACGUUGGAGAUAUAGAAGAAAAACUCAUCGAAUUUGAGAAGAGGGCAGACCUCGCGCAGAGGCGAUUCGAGAACAAGAACCAAAUCAACAUAAGAGUAGAGCUUAGACAUAUUCAUGCACGACUCAUGAGCCCUGCAGCUGAACUCGAAAGGUCACUAGGCAAUCAAAUGGUUGGCCAACGAAAUUGGCGCGGGCUGGAUCAGGAAGAAGAAGUUCAGAUUCAAAUACAGGAGGAUGAGGAUGCUGAUUGUACUGAUUCACAAGAGGAGCCCGAGGACGAGUCUAGCAAGGGCUUCAAGCGACUUGGUGGUGAAUCUAGAUAUCGCGAGGGAGGGCAGAAAUGGAAGCAGGACAAAUCCUCGGAGGACGGGCUGGACGAAGGAGGCUUAGGAGACAUGGAGCUUCUUACACCAGAUUUUCCCAAGAGCUCCCUCGACGAUGGAGCCCUUAGCGUAGGUUCGGAGGAAGGUUCGGUUGACAUACGCAGCCAUACAACAGACGUCUCCAACUUCUCUCCUAGAGAAAAGCUACAGAAUGAACCCUGGGAGAAUGAUUCUGACGAAGAGAGUUCAAAUGACAUGCAGUCUCCCACACCAGAGGUCUCCAAGGCUGCUUCCGAUGACGAGUCUGAAGGCCAAGAAGAGCAUAUAGAGCCCCAAGAGUGUAUAGAGGAAUCCCAGAAGCGCGAGCAUUCAAAAGCAAAGGUACAGCUAAAGAGAACGACUAUGACUAAGGACGAAGCAGUACAAGAGACCCUGAAGUUGCUCAACGAUAUACGUGACCCAGACUCGCGUACCCCAGUAACAACGUGGAUCUCAAAGGCCAACAAAUUGGCAAUCACGCUCGAACAGAAAUUGGACAUGCUUUCCGAGGCACUACAGCUCUCCGAAAUGUGCGCCUCACUGACUCGUCAGCUUACAGAUGAAUACCCCUCGGCCUUUAGACCGUUAUUAGCAUCGAAUUUACGCAGUUUGGCAAAACGACUAUGGAAGAACAGACAGCCAGACCAAGCCUUAGAGCAUUCCGAAGAAGCUGUUUCACUCUAUAGGCAACUCGUGAUUGAAGAUCCGGAGGCAUAUGAGCCGGAACUUGCAUCGGCGCUGAUGACAUAUGCACUCGAUUUAUCCGGAGUUCGUCGAAACGAUGAAGCUCUUGAACCAAUGGAAGAGACUGUUAAAAUUCGGAGAGUGCUGGUCGAGCGUAACCCCACGAAAUACACAUUCGAUCUCGCAGAGUCACUUAAGAAUUAUUCCAUUCUGCUGUUGAAACUUCGUAGGGGUCAAGAUGCCUUGAACGUACGUCGGGAGGUCGUUGAACUCCAGGAGGAGCUUGCGAAACAGGACCCAAAGAAGUACAAGCCCUACCUUGCGAUGGCGCUCAAAAUCCUCUGCUCGAGGUUAUCAGGAGCUCACGAGUACCAGCAGGCACUUAAAGUGCAAGUUCGCCACGCUCGAGUAAGACGCGAAAUCUCGGAAAAAGACCUGGAGAAGCAUGCAGAGUAUAUAAUAAGGAAGCUAUUAAUGUAUUCUUCCAAGCUUGCGGAUCGAAAGCUCCGCGAAGAUGCGCUACAGGCCGCCGAGGAGGCUGUUGAUCUCGCUGAGUGGCUCGCAAAAGAUGAUGCCCAUAAUCAUAGGCUUGGGGAACAUGACAACGAUUCGGAUAAUAGCAAUGACGAGCUCGACGAUGACGGGGGUGAUGGUGAUGGGGACGACAAGGAGAGCGAAGGCAGUAGUGACAGCGAACUGAAUCCGCAUGCCGCCCUUCUAGCAGAAGCAUUUACUGCGUUGAGCGACAGAUUGUACGUGAUGAAACGUGACGAGCAAGCUCUGAAGGCAAUUUUGCGAGCUGCAGACCUUUGGGACACGCUCAGAAAGCAUGACUCUGGAUCAGGCAAAUGCAAGUUCAACUUCGUGAGGUCUCUCGACAAGCUGUCACAGAGGCAAUCGGUGCUUGGCUUGCACGAAAAGGCCCUCAAAACCGCGAAUCGUGCUGUAGAGCAAUGGGAAGCUCUCGCGCAAUCGAACGACAGACAUUUACCUCAUUUGGGACGAGCGUACGAAAUGCUCUCAUUGCGGCUCUCCAAGCUCGGCCAACAAAAAGAUGCUCUUAAUGCUAUCGAAAGUUCUAUCGAGAUAUUUAAGGAACUUGUGGAACAGAAACCCCGUUGGCAUGAACCUGGCCUAGCACAGUCGUUAGUCACUCAAUCUAUCGCAUUUGCAAAGGCCGGACGUCGGAAGGAGGCACUAGUAUCAGCAGAGGAGGCUGUAACUAUUUACAGACGGUUAGCGAAGGACAAUCCAAAGGUUUACAAACAAAAGCUCGCGUCUUCCUUGCACGAAUACGCUGUACGACUUUCGUUGAUAGGCCGGAAAGAACGGGCACACGAGGUCGUUACCGAGGCCAUAGAUAUUUAUAAGCAACUCGCGAAGGAUAGCCCGGACAAAUACGGAAAGAUUAUUUCAAAGUCCACGGACCUCCGUAUCAAACUAAAGGCAGACCUAGUCAAGUCAAGUUUAGAUUGA
Messenger RNA from Fomitiporia mediterranea MF3/22, 2817 nucleotides. Its product is annotated as TPR-like protein. The transcript is spliced from 7 exons. NCBI's taxonomy places the organism in Eukaryota, Fungi, Basidiomycota, Agaricomycetes, Hymenochaetales, Hymenochaetaceae. Gene Ontology annotation, molecular function: protein binding. The record is from RefSeq and is a predicted model, not a curated record. Bases 1 to 2817 code for a protein of 938 amino acids.